CGAUUUGGAAAGCUAGGGAGGAGGAGGAGGGGGAGAGGCAGAGGGAAACCCAGCCCACCCUUCGGCUUCCUCCAGCCUCCUUCUAAAACUUGCAGAUUCCUCCAGCCUGUCCAAGCGCCUGAAGUACCCUCAGCCGUGCUGCCGGGACUGCGAGGUCUGCUGAAAGAUGAGGGCCUGGAUUUUCUUCCUUCUCUGCCUGGCAGGAAAAGCCCUGGCAGCGCCGCAGGAGGCUCUGCCCGAUGAGACCGAGGUCAUCGAAGAUCCCACCACAGAGGAGCCCGUGGGGGCUAAUCCCGUCCAGGUGGAGGUGGGAGAGUUCGAGGAACCCACCGAGGAUGUAGAGGAGAUUGUUGCAGAGAACCCCUGCCAGAACCACCACUGCAAGCACGGCAAGGUGUGCGAGGUGGAUGACAACAAUUCGCCCAUGUGUGUGUGCCAGGACCCCUCCAGCUGCCCCGCCACCGCCGGCGUCUUCGAGAAGGUCUGUGGCACUGACAACAAGACCUACGACUCCUCCUGCCAUUUCUUUGCCACCAAGUGCACCUUGGAGGGAACCAAGAAGGGACACAAGCUGCACCUGGACUACAUUGGGCCUUGCAAAUUCAUCCCUGCCUGCCUGGACACUGAGCUGACCGAGUUCCCCCUGCGCAUGCGGGACUGGCUCAAGAACGUGCUGAUCACUCUGUACGAGCGCGACGAGGACAACAACCUGCUGACCGAGAAGCAGAAGCUCAAGGUGAAGAAGAUCCAUGAGAACGAGAAGCGUCUGGAGGCCGGUGACCACACCGUGGAGCUCCUGGCAAGGGACUUUGAGAAGAACUACAACAUGUACAUCUUCCCUGUGCACUGGCAGUUCGGGCAGCUGGACCAGCACCCCAUUGAUGGGUACCUGUCCCACACCGAGCUGGCCCCGCUGCGAGCUCCCCUGAUCCCCAUGGAGCACUGCACCACUCGCUUCUUCGAGGCCUGUGACCUGGACAACGACAAGUACAUCGCCCUGGAGGAGUGGGCCAGCUGCUUCGGCAUCAAGGAGAAGGACAUAGACAAGGAUCUUGUGAUCUAAACACUUGCCUUCCUGCUCUGCUGCCAACUUUGUCAUGUUUUAACCUUCCCACUUCCUUUGGUUUUUAAACUGCUUUUGUUUUGUUUUGUUUUGUUUUUCCCUGGGAACAAGGUGCUAAUAUAGGUCUAAACAUAUGUAGUAACGGUGCUAAGAGAAAUAACAGUCCUCUUUCAUAGCCUUAUCUAUUACCACUAGAUUACUCAUCCAGCUGUUUCCACACACUUACCAGCCUUUUCUCCCUCCUACCUGUCUUUACUGCCUAUUGUUUCUGUGCUAAAUAUCCGCUCUGCCUCACCAUCCGCUCCAUCAACUUCUCUUAACUUCUCACUAACAUGGUGUUCCUGGACACAUCAGACACGAAACCCUCUCAGCUGAUUCACCACCCCGUCACAGAUGCCAGCGAGGGAAGGCAGAGCCAGAGGAUGUAGGAGGAUUGGGUUCUCAAGCAGAGCAGCUGCAGGUGACAUUGUGGCCGCCCAGCUCGUGGUAGGAAGGAUGGAGAGGGGUGAGAAAGACAGAGUGGUGGGAUUUUGUUUUCUUCUUUUUUUUUUUUUUCCUUCCCUCCCAUUCCCAGGGCUUGAAUUUAGCAGUUAUUGGGCACAGAAAAAAAAAUAAAUAAAAAAAAAAAAUUGAGAAAUUGAACAAGUGAACAGGGAAGCGCACAGAAUUUAAAACAAAUAAGAUGAAAUUAUUCCCAUCCUGUAAAAUCCUCUUGAAUAAUAAAGGUUUGAAAGUGCUACAUGCUUCACCAUCACUCAAUGACCACGCUGCUGUCGUGUUUUCUGUGCGAGAUGGGGUGUGGCCGCCUGUUCCCCGGGGUGUGUGUGGCUCACCUUGAUGUUGUGAUUCAGCUGUAGGUGAGAUAAAGCUCUUGGCUCUCCCCAAAUCACAGUGCCCUUAAGCACUUCCCACCCCUCUGCCUUGGCUGUGCUUAAAUUCCAGCCCUGCUGUCCCAGGGAAGCUGUGUCAGACUUGGAAGGGAUAUUUCUGCCCAGAAAGUGGAGUCUUUGCCACAUGCUCGAGGGAAAGGCUGUAAUAUUUUUUCCUGUUGUGGAUUUAAGGGAUGCAAAGGAUGGAAGGGAGAAGGUAUGUAGAUUUUGCUUUAUAUGAGAGGGUCCUGACAGGAGCAAAGUGAUGGUUUAAUCUCACAGGCUGAGAACUCUUUUUUUACCUCUGAAUGUUCCCUGUGCCUUAUAUUAUUAAAUUUCUGCCACAGUGUGAGCAACCUGAUGAGUCUCUGUAAUAAAAAAUACUGAUUUGAAACACUGACAAUAAA
Molecule: messenger RNA, 2339 nt
Organism: Poecile atricapillus (Black-capped chickadee)
Lineage: Eukaryota; Metazoa; Chordata; Aves; Passeriformes; Paridae
Gene: SPARC
Product: secreted protein acidic and cysteine rich
Exons: 10
Coding region: 167-1063 (298 amino acids)
Biological process (GO): anatomical structure development
Molecular function (GO): collagen binding; extracellular matrix binding; protein binding
Source: RefSeq, a predicted model, not a curated record